AUGCUGAGGACGCUUGCGACGAAUACAGUAAUAGUAAACGAGAAUGACAAGGGAGCCCAGGCCCAAAACGGCUUGGGGCGGGCUGUCUUGGUGCGUCGGGGAAGUGUGGGAAGGGAAGCGGGCACGGCGGGGCGGGAGGAUGCUAGCGAUUUGAAGACUCGAGCCAAGCAUCGACCCGUGGGCCUUGUCUUCUGCCCCCAAGGGCCCAAGACUGUUACACAGACCAUCACCACGCCUGAGCAGGUUGCGACGUCGGCCAAGUCUAGUCUGGGCCUCUACUGGGCUAGGGCGACGACGGCGCGAUACUGCGUGAUGGUCUUGGGGUACCUGCGUGCAGAGCCGUGUCCUGUAGGCAUUCCUUUGAAGCACGAUGCGCUUGCCACCACCAACUCGCUCUUCGCUAGAGGGCCCAAGGCCAUGGAUAUGAGGGGAGAGCUGGGAGACCCUGUUAUGAAUGUGUCUGGCUAA
This is a messenger RNA of Colletotrichum lupini, 468 nucleotides long. RefSeq lists its product as uncharacterized. Lineage: Eukaryota; Fungi; Ascomycota; Sordariomycetes; Glomerellales; Glomerellaceae. The record is from RefSeq and is a predicted model, not a curated record. The coding region runs from base 1 to 468 and encodes 155 amino acids. The transcript is spliced from 3 exons.